AUGCCAAAAGUUGAUUUGAAGAAAGACAAAGGUAUCACUCAAAUGCACAUUGAUUACAUGAAGAAGUUUGAAAAGGAGAACCUGUUGCGAGUCCAAAAGCUCAAGCGAGUCCGCCAGCGGAACUUCUUGACAGGUCUGCUUCUUGGUGCAGGAGUCCUUAGUAUUUAUACCUAUUCUAUUGUAGCAGUGAAGCAAGAAAAGUUCCUGGAUGACUUUGAAGAUCCAGUAGAGCAGAGUAAAGAGUUAUAA
Darwinula stevensoni is the source of this 249-nucleotide messenger RNA. NCBI's taxonomy places the organism in Eukaryota, Metazoa, Arthropoda, Ostracoda, Podocopida, Darwinulidae. The record is from the annotation of a GenBank genome assembly.